Molecule: messenger RNA, 1523 nt
Organism: Apis dorsata (giant honeybee)
Lineage: Eukaryota; Metazoa; Arthropoda; Insecta; Hymenoptera; Apidae
Product: ras-related and estrogen-regulated growth inhibitor
Exons: 6
Coding region: 576-1226 (216 amino acids)
Molecular function (GO): GTP binding; GTPase activity
Source: RefSeq, a predicted model, not a curated record
AAGGAGGGCCGGACUCGCCGAGCCGCCAAAAGAGAAUGGGGAGAGACAGUCGUGCGGAGACCAAGAGCCGCGUCGGAUCACGCAACGGAACCGCGAAAUUCUCAGGAGCCACGUGACACGCGACAGAGGAGGCGAAGGAGGAAGAGGAGGACGAUCGAUCGUUUCCCUGUUUUUCUUUUUUUUUCUUUUUCUUUUUUUCUCUCUCUCUCUCUCCUCCCCAGUUUCGAUAAUAACUAAGCCGCUUGGAUUUCUAAUAUCGAUCCCUUCCGCCCUGUUUCGCGCGGUUAACCGCGCACCUCGCCUCCCUUCCGCGAGGGGAACCGUAAAGGGAACUUGCAACCCCCCCGAUAGUAGGAGCGAAAGUAUCGUCGCGAGUUCACGUGUCACGCUCCGCUCUUUUUUUUUUUUUUUUUUUUUCCCUCCUUUCUCCCGUUUGGAAAGAAGAGUUUAAAGAGAAGUCGUCCCCGCGAUGGCCGGCUGUUGUGCGAGUUGAUAGAAAGUGGUAUAAGCGGCGUGGAAUGCUCGAGGAACGGUACAUCGGUGUGUUCUAAACGAUUGUGACAAAUGCGCGGAGUAUGACGUCAAAUGCAAUUAGAGGUAUUCGGAGGAAGAAGAGUUCGUUAUGCGAGGUGAAGGUGGCUGUGAUUGGAGCGCCAGGUGUCGGCAAAAGCGCAUUGACAGUGAGAUUUCUAACGAGGCGGUAUAUCGGGGAAUAUGAUCACCAGUCAGAGAACAGAUACAAACACGAGGUGUUAGUCGAUGGCGAGCCCAUCCUUUUCGAAAUUUUGGACACCUGCCCGAAGAGCGACGACGAGUUACCUUCUACGGAAACUGUACAAUGGGCGGAUGGAUUACUUUUAGUUUAUUCGAUAACCGAUAGAGGCUCUUUCAAUUUCGUGAGAAAAGCGAAAGAAACUCUUGCGGUGGUUGAUCCCGAAGCCGCUAUGCCUCUUGCCUUGGUCGGGAACAAAGCCGAUAUGGUACACUUGAGACAAGUUAGCACCGAAGAAGGAGAAAUACUGGCGAAGGAUUUUGAAUGUUGGUUUAGCGAAGUAUCUGCCGCGGAGCAGGUCACACAAGUUGCCGAAUCUUUCCACGAAUUGUGUCGAGAGGUUCUGGCAGCAAGAAGAAGGAAUAAACAAUCUUUAUUGGAUAGAAUGCUUGGUAGCAAAGCAACGCGUGCUUAUUCACGAGGUAAAAGUGAUUCAGCGCUUCCGAAAGAUUAAUAUAUAUAUAUAUAUAUAUAUACAUAUAUAUAAAAUUAUACAUUUUUACUUAUACGUAUAUCGUUUCGUACAAUUUAUAUUAUAUACAAAUUUUAUAAAAGAAUCGUUUUUAAGAAAAUUUACGAUGUAAUCUUAUGGAUCAAAAGUAAACAGCACAUAGUUUAUUAUAUAUGUGUGUACUCGAUAUUGAAAGUUUAAGUACCAAAGAUUUAUGUAGCAUUGUGUAAUAAUGUUUUUGAUUUAUAUGAUAUUAUACUAUGUAAAUGAUAUGUAAUACAUAAAUUUUAGAGAUUCAUA